This is a messenger RNA of Biomphalaria glabrata, 1382 nucleotides long. RefSeq names its product probable RNA polymerase II nuclear localization protein SLC7A6OS. The record is from RefSeq and is a predicted model, not a curated record. Lineage: Eukaryota; Metazoa; Mollusca; Gastropoda; Planorbidae. The transcript has 5 exons. Gene Ontology annotation, biological process: developmental process. The coding region runs from base 163 to 1317 and encodes 384 amino acids.
UGAAGAAUUAAAAAAACAAAAACAAUCAGUUUACGAAGUCAAUAUUCCUAUUUUCAGGUUUUAGUCUAAUUCGAAACAUUUUGAGUAGAUAUAGAUCUAAAUCAUAAGUCCAGACUAGUUAACUAGUUCUAGAGAAUCUAGAUAAAGGUAUCUCAAUUUAAAAUGAUCACAUCAGUAAUAAGGGUUAAGCGUAGAAUAGAUGAAGAUCCAGCUGAAGCAUUAAUCGUUUCUUGUAAAAGAAAAAAGCAAACUGAGAACCUUGCUUGUGAAAAUGAUGUUGAAAGUAUUUUUUCGUUUGCAGGGACAAUAUCUUCGAAGCAUGAUCCUGUCCCACAACAAAUUAAAGAAACCAUAAAGAAAACAGAGUUAACCACCCAUGCUGCCAACUUGAAACAUCCACAAAGAAGAGUAGAGUACACUUCAGAACUUCGUCAAAAGAAAGAUCGAGCAUCUCGUGCAAAUAGAUUUCGUAUCAUAUGUAGUCGGCGCGCCCUGGAUAUAGAUGCUUUAGACAGUAAGAAGGUAGCACCAGACAGCCCUGAAGAAAAAAACAGUAACUUGAAAAAACAAAAUUCUCCAGGCUGUGGAGAAUCUAAGUUGAACAAAGAUCUGGACAUAGCAAUACAAGCAGAAACAUCAGAUCAAUCAAGUACAGACUUCAAAUCAUCUUCCAAAGCUGAUACUUUAGAAGUCCAGACGGAGAAGACACUUUGUCCCGACACUAAGCUCUCUUCUGACAAAUGUGAUGAUUCUGCUUUGACGGAAGAAGACAAAGUUUUCUGUAUACUUGAUGUGGAAAAUGAUCAGGAAGACGUGAUGAGAGAAACUUCUAAGCAAUCAGUAAGUAGAAUAACUCUUAACAAUAUUCCAAUGGUAAGUCAUAGAGUUAUGUCCCCACCUGAGAAUGAAAGAGACUUUGUCUAUGAUCUUUAUUACGCUCACGAACGAUUGGAUAACCUUGACCCUGAAGCUGUGUUCACCGUAGAAGCGCUAUGUGAAGAACUGAUUAAUGAAGAUGUGGAGGAUUUUCAAGACAGAGAUGACUUCCGUGAUGACAGCGACGACAGCAAUGACGAGAGUAAUUGGAGAAAUGAUUAUCCAGAUGAAGAUCCACAUUUCUUUGAAAAUGAAAAUGUUGAUGAUUACUUUGCAGAAGAUAUGGUAGACACAAAUUUUCUUCAUUGUGGUGAUGAUGAUGAUCAACUGGCUUACUGGAUGGGGACUAGGUGUAAAGUAGAUGAGCAUUCAGAUGAUGAUGAAAAUGACUAUGAGGAAGAUGGCGAUAAAGACUGUGACAAUUCUAGCAAUGAAUACUGAAUUGAUUUUUACUUUUAUGCUUUUUUAAACUAUAGAUUGUCAUUUAUUAAAUGUAUUUUACACUU